Oppiella nova is the source of this 264-nucleotide messenger RNA. The record is from the annotation of a GenBank genome assembly. NCBI's taxonomy places the organism in Eukaryota, Metazoa, Arthropoda, Arachnida, Sarcoptiformes, Oppiidae.
AUGUUUCUAGAGGCUUUAGGGAGGAGUUUCUUUAAUUUUUUAGGCAAACAAUUAGAAGAAUAUGUAUCGAAAUUACCGGUUCGGGUGAUAGUUCUCCGGACGGGCAAACGGUCGGGUCUAAUACGGGCCCGACUUAUAGGCGCUAAGGAAGCCAAAGGACAAGUCAUUACUUUCUUAGACGCUCACUGCGAGUGUACGAAGGGAUGGCUCGAACCACUUCUCUCCAGAAUUGUUGAGGACAGAUUACAAAUGGAGAGCAUUUAA